UUUUAGGAAGACUCACUAGCCGCUAUAACAUUUAUUUUAUGAGCUUAAAUCGUGUCUAAACCAUUUUUGUCAACCAUGCACGGACUCGUUCACGUCCCCGGACCGAAAUGGUGAAAGCACAAGGAAAAGGGGCGUGUUUGUUUCUUUGCCAGACUCAGUGAUGGUGGAACCACAGACAGGCCAAACUCUCCUGACAAAAGCCCAAAAUGGAGGCCUGUCCUAUGGGCCACAGAGUGAUAGGGACCCGAGGCUCCUGGAGAGGGGACAGUGGGGCAGUAAGGCUGAGUUUCUGUUGGCCGUUGCGGGGCAAAUCAUCGGCCUGGGUAACGUGUGGAGGUUCCCCUAUCUCUGCUACAAGAACGGAGGAGGCGUGUUCUUUGUGCCGUACCUCCUGUUUCUGGUGCUGUGUGGAAUCCCGCUCUUCCUUCUCGAGACGUCCCUGGGACAGUUCACUAGUCUGGGAGGAGUUAGCGCCUGGAGGUCUAUCUGCCCCCUCUUUGGAGGUCUGGGUUAUGCAUCUCAGGUUAUGAUCCUCCAUGGCGCUGUGUAUUACGUCAUUAUUUUGGCCUGGGCUCUGUUCUAUUUGGGCCACAGUUUUCAGAGCGACCUCCCCUGGGCCCACUGCAACAACUCCUGGAACACUGCCUCCUGUUUCAUUUUCGACCAGGCAAACCACUCUGCCAAUUGGACCAACAUGCCAGACAACACCACUUCCCCUGUUAUGGAGUUCUGGGAGCGAGAGGUUUUACAUCUGUCUGAUAACUUGGACAGUCUGGGCCCCGUGAGCUGGAAACUGGCCCUUUGCCUUCUCGUGGUGUGGGUCGUGUGCUACUUCUGUGUCUGGAAAGGAGUCAAGUCUACAGGGAAGGUGGUGUACCUCACAGCUACGUUCCCGUACCUGAUGCUGUUUGUGCUACUGAUCCGAGGAGCCACUCUCCCUGGAGCCACUCAAGGAAUCAUCUACUACCUCAAACCCAAUGUCACCAGACUCGCUGAUCCACAGGUUUGGAUGGACGCAGGCACUCAGAUCUUCUUCUCUUAUGGCAUCUGUUUGGGCAGCCUCACUGCUCUGGGCAGCUACAACAAGUACAACAACGACUGCUACAAAGACUCGUUCAAACUGUGCCUUCUGAACAGCAGCACCAGUUUCUUGGCUGGAUUUGCAAUUUUCUCUGUACUUGGGUUUAUGGCCCAAGAACAAGGAGUUGACAUCUCGACUGUGGCACAGUCAGGUCCAGGCCUGGCGUUCAUUGCAUACCCUCGCGCUGUGGCCAUGAUGCCUUUCCCUCAGCUCUGGUCCGUCUGCUUCUUCCUCAUGAUCAUCAUGCUGGGACUGGACACACAGUUCGUGAGCUUAGAGGCCCUGAUGACUUCAGUGACAGACCUGUACCCUCAGCAGAUCCGUAGGGGGCACCGUCGAGAGCUGCUUCUCUUGGCAGUGUGUGUGGUGUGUCUGCUAAUCGGCCUCGUCAUGGUAACACCGGGAGGACUGUACGUGUUCCAGAUCUACGACCACUUUUCCUGCAGUGGGGCCAGUCUCCUGCUCCUUUCCAUUUGUCAGUCUGUGGCCAUCGGAUGGGUCUAUGGAGCCCAGCGUUUCUGUGGUAACAUUCAAGACAUGAUCGGCUACAGUCCAAUAAGGAUAUUCAGCCUGUGCUGGAAGUACUUUACUCCAACCGUGUGCACCGCGACAUUCAUGUUCUCUCUGGUCCGUUGGUCUCCUCUGGUUCUGGGCCAUGGUUUGGUGGCUCCUCCGUGGGCCUCUGCUUUGGGCUGGAUCCUCACCUUCUCCUCUGUGUCUCUGCUACCCUUGUGGGCCAUAUACGCUCUGCUCUCGUCACCUGGGACUCUACGACAGCGCUUCCAGUAUCUGUGUAAGCCGUCUCCAGAGCUCCAGAUGCCCUCCCACAGCCCCCCCACCUACAGCCUGGCCCUGAGCGAAAAGGGCCCCUCCCUAAAACAGAACGGUGCUGUGCAAACUUAAACAACACACUUGCUCCUCUUUAUGUUCUCUUAAGUAUAUUUACAUGUCACUAUCCUGCACUGCAAAAACAUGUGAAGACACUCAUUUUUAUCAGUAAUGCACUAGUAAAUAUUCUCUCUCUAAAAGCCUUCAGUCUCCAUGUUUGAACAUUUAUUUGUUUGAUAAUGCACAAUAGAAAUAAAUGUUUGACAAGUUCAUGACCAAAAAAGAGUUAU
This is a messenger RNA of Periophthalmus magnuspinnatus, 2199 nucleotides long. RefSeq names its product sodium- and chloride-dependent GABA transporter 2-like. The coding region runs from base 161 to 1984 and encodes 607 amino acids. Gene Ontology annotation, cellular component: membrane. The transcript has 15 exons. Gene Ontology annotation, biological process: sodium ion transmembrane transport. The record is from RefSeq and is a predicted model, not a curated record. NCBI's taxonomy places the organism in Eukaryota, Metazoa, Chordata, Actinopteri, Gobiiformes, Gobiidae.